GUUCCAUAAUGUACAUUAGACUCUAAGAGUUGUGCCUUGCGAGCCGUGGACCGCAGCUUCAUAUUGAAUUGGAAACAGUAUUUUUGCGUUGGUUGCCGUAUGGAGUGAGAAGUCGCUUGCGGGGCAUAUACACCUCAUCUGAAAGUCAACAGUUUGACUCGACUCUUUGACGCCGCAUCAACGACUGAUCGCUCCUCUGCAGUCGUAUAUCACCACUUUCCAUUGCCAUCACCUUGGUGGACUACUAUGGACUUGAACUAACCGUCCUCAUCCAUCAUGGGCUUCUCUCUUGCUAACAAGCUCUUGAAGCGAGAGAUCGCCGCGGAGAAGAAUCGAGCUUCGACAGUUCGGGGUCUCUAUGGCGAUUCUUCUUGGGUGGACGAUCUAGACAUCGUCAAUGAGCUAAAUGGACAUAGUGGCUGCAUCAAUGCACUAAGCUGGUCGAAGUCCGGGAGACUGCUUGCCUCUGGCUCAGACGACACCUAUGUGAACAUCCAUACCUACCUCCCACACGCCUCCGACUCUCAGUUCUCAUACACCACCGCAAUCCUUACUGGACAUGAACAGAACAUCUUCUCGGUCAAGUUCAUGCCGUACACCAACGAUCGCGUCAUCGUCACAGCAGCUGGAGACCACGAGGUUCGUAUCUUCGAUGUGGAAUAUAACAGCACGUCGAGAUCAUCCACUACAUUGCCCUUCGGCCCCUCGAACCCUCGGAGACGGGGUAGACCACAUGUGCUUCAAAAUGGGGUGUCAUAUCUGAGCGCUGGAGAUACCAGCGCCAAGGUCUUCAGAUCACAUUACGAUCGUGUCAAGCGGAUCGUGACCGAAUCCUCGCCAUAUUUCUUCCUUACGUGCUCCGAAGAUGGAGAGGUGCGCCAGUGGGAUAUCCGAUCCCCUGAAUCCGCUUAUCCAAAACGCGACUAUCGGAACGUGAACGACCCAUCCAUCCCGCCUCCGCUCAUUUCCUAUGGACGGUACCAAAUCGAUCUCAAUACCAUCUCCUGCUCGCCUUCGCAGCCUCACUACAUUGCUCUCGGCGGCACGCAUCCCCACUGCUUUAUCCACGACCGACGAAUGCUCGGACGCAACAAGUUCGAUGAGCGAGGCUCCCCAGCCCCUUCGUCCAGCACCACGGGAGACAAAGACGAUGAGGAUAUGGCCGAAGCAACUCAGUGCGUGCGAAGACUAGCUCGGAAUAGAAAGACGUCGGUCGGGCCUCGUAACUCGGACCAUAUCACCGCUUGUAAAAUCAGCGACGCGCAUCCCAACGAGGUCAUCGCGAGUUGGUCGAAUGAUAACAUUUACUCGUUUGACAUCGUCCGCACGCCUGAUGCCCGAGAUGUUAAGGAGGACUCGCAGGAGGCAGAGGGUAGUCAGAGAAGCCAAGGCCGAGUCAAAUCCUCACCGAGCCUGAAACGCAAGCGACCGGGAGGUGAAAACGCGUCCCAGAGUGGUAGCGAUGGACGGUCUGGGUCACAUCCGAGGACCGAUGACGGCUCCAGCACGGAUAAUCAGGGACCCGCCAGCGUUGCGAUCCGGCCUGACCACGGGUCUGCCUCGGCAUCGGAGGGCCAGGACCACGAGCAGCAAGAGAACGGCGAUUCAACUCCACAGGCACCGACUUCGGCAUCUCGCAGAACACAAGGACCAUCUCAGAAUGUUCAAACUUCCGGCGUAUCGGACUUGCUGAACGCGAUCACUUCGACGAGCGUGGCAGAAGACAGCGAAGAGGAGGAGAUUGAACGGUUCUUGGAGCAAAGUGUUUUGGGCGUUCAUCGGUCACAUCAGGGGGGGCAUGGGACUGGAGGUGGUGGCGAGGAUGAGGCUCAAAAUGAGGAAGAUGAAGACGAGGAGGAGGAGGACGAAGAAGACCAUAACGAUUACGAAGAGGGCGAUGAGGACGACGAGGAUAACAGUGGAUCAGAAGAAGACUCAGAGGACACCUCGUCCGACGAAUAUGGCCCGCAGAUGUUGGGAUUCCCCGCUCGAGUCCUGCACAUGAAAUCGAAGCGAAAGGUCAACCAGAACGUACCAUGUUUGCCGCACAUGCGAACGUAUAAAGGGCAUUGCAACACCCAAACCGUGAAAGAUGUCAAUUUCUACGGCCUCAACGACGAGUACGUGGUGAGCGGAAGCGAUGACGGCAACUUCUUCAUCUGGGACCGCCAGACAGCGCGGCUCGUCAACAUCCUCGAAGGCGAUGGCGAGGUCGUCAACGUCGUCCAAGGCCACCCUUACGAGCCGAUGAUCGCCACCUCGGGGAUCGAUAACACCAUUAAGAUCUUCAGCGCGGACGCUCGCGCACGACAUGCGGCGAGAAUGGCACUGGGUGUCUCGGCGUCGGAUCCCGAGGAGCAUAGUUCCAUCCGUCUUGGGGGACGAGCCGCAGUUCGUCUGCGAGAAUCGAGCCCAGAGGAAUCAACCUACGGAGGACCAAGCAGCACAGGAGCGACCGGACCUUCCAAUAGGUCCCGUUCUCCCUCGACGGCCUCAUUGUCAGGGAGUGACCGAGGUCCCAAUUUGGAGCCGGCGGUGCUCGUGGACGACGAGCCGGAGGAUAUGGAGUUCACGGCGCUAGAUGGGUUGUCGUCGAUGCAGCGCAUGGCCGAGGAGUAUCAGAUCAUCGCGGCGAACGAGAGCGAUGGGGCUGCGCAUCGGGUCUACACAGGGCAUGCGGUGGCGGCGCUCCUGGCGCAGCAUCUUCAGGGUGGAGAUGAGCAGUGUAGGCCGAUGUGAGGGGUGAGGCAGCCAUUACCCAACUACCUAGCCCGUCGUCUAUCCAAUGAAAUAAACUCAUAUCCAAUUU
Eremomyces bilateralis CBS 781.70 is the source of this 2809-nucleotide messenger RNA. RefSeq names its product WD40 repeat-like protein. The transcript is spliced from 4 exons. Gene Ontology annotation, cellular component: Cul4-RING E3 ubiquitin ligase complex; cytoplasm. The coding region runs from base 277 to 2739 and encodes 820 amino acids. Gene Ontology annotation, molecular function: protein binding. The record is from RefSeq and is a predicted model, not a curated record. NCBI's taxonomy places the organism in Eukaryota, Fungi, Ascomycota, Dothideomycetes, Eremomycetales, Eremomycetaceae. Gene Ontology annotation, biological process: negative regulation of fatty acid biosynthetic process.